Messenger RNA from Scheffersomyces coipomensis, 1261 nucleotides. RefSeq names its product flavin-linked sulfhydryl oxidase. Gene Ontology annotation, molecular function: flavin-dependent sulfhydryl oxidase activity; flavin adenine dinucleotide binding. The record is from RefSeq and is a predicted model, not a curated record. Gene Ontology annotation, cellular component: mitochondrion. NCBI's taxonomy places the organism in Eukaryota, Fungi, Ascomycota, Pichiomycetes, Serinales, Debaryomycetaceae. The transcript has a single exon. Bases 229 to 1140 code for a protein of 303 amino acids.
AAAAAGGGUAAUCGAAUGAUGGAUGGCACCAGAAAAAUUAAAUAUGUGUUAUCAAGGAAUCUUUGAAAUUAUACAUUCAAAUUCAAAUUCAAAUUCAUAUUAUAUAAAGAGGACAACAGGUGUGUUCAAAGGGUUUUAAAGGGUCAUUGUGAGAUUCAAAAUUUAGAUUUAGAAACUUUAGUCAAACUUUAAACAAUUCAAAAUAAGUUAACAACCAACAGAUCCAAUAUGAUGAUAAAGGUUAUUCGUAAACCUUUGGUAGCUACCAUUGCGUUAUUUUUUAUAAUAUGUACGGUAUAUUUCAUGACAUCUAGUGAUGGAAGUAUUGAAAAGAGUUUAGGACUGAGUUCUCCUAUGAAUAUGUUAAAGAACAGUAUGCCUAAAUUUAAUAAUUUUGGUGAAUAUAAAGGGGAAGCAGAAAAUGAAACUCCAAAACCUCCACCAAUAUCAAUUCAAGAAGAAAAGAUUGUCAAUCAAGAAGAAGAAUCCAUAGCUGAUUUAACUAAUGAUUAUGGAGAUUCCAAGAAAGAUGAAGAAAAACCUGAUAAAUAUGAAGAAGAUGAUGAAAGUUCAACUGGAACCAAAUCUAAAUUAGGAAAGAUUAGUAAUAACAAAGCAUCAGAUAUUGAUGAUGUAACUAUUGUUAAAACUGAAAAGAAAGAGCAAAUUUCAUUAUCUAAUGAAAUCACUGAAACUCCAUUCAUGCCAAAGAUGGCUAAUGAAACUUUAAAAGCUCAAUUAGGUAAUGCAGCAUGGAAAUUAUUUCAUACUAUUUUAGCAAGAUAUCCUGAUGAUCCAACCAAACAAGAAAGAACUACUUUAAGUCAAUAUAUUCAAUUAUUCGGUCAAGUUUAUCCAUGUGGAGAUUGUGCUCGUCAUUUUCAAAAAUUAUUAAAGAAGUAUCCUCCUCAAACUAAAUCAAGAAAAACAGCUGCUUUAUGGGGUUGUGAUAUUCAUAAUAAAGUUAAUGAAAAAUUAGGUAAGGACAUUUAUGAUUGUACUACUAUACUUGAAGAUUAUGAUUGUGGAUGUGGAGCUGAUGAAUUAGAAGCUGAUAUUACUUUAGGAGGAGAAUCAAUUGAUCAUUUAAAAAAGAUUAAACUUGAUGAAGUUGAAGCUGAUGGUCAAUUAGGAGGUUGAUCGGAAGGACAAUAAUUAUUAUUAAAACAACAAUUUUAAAUCAAAUAAAUGCUAAUGUGAAGGCAUUUCUUACAUUAUAACAUAACUAUGUGUGUAUAUAUAAAUAAAUCUAUAUAAUUUU